CGUUCCCCUUUUUGGAACUGCGAAAGCAAGCCGCCCUGUCGCCGCAGUGUAUUCUGGGAACCCACAGUAGAUUCAAGAUGGCGGCGAGCAGGAGACUGCACAAGGAACUUGAAGAGAUUCGCAAGUCUGGAAUGAAAAACUUCCGAAACAUUCAAGUGGAUGAAUCCAACAUAUUGACCUGGCAAGGUCUCAUUGUCCCUGACAACGCUCCCUAUGACAAGGGAGCUUUCAGGAUCGAAUUAAUCUUCCCCGCCGAGUACCCCUUCAAGCCCCCCAAGAUCACGUUCAAGACGAAGAUCUAUCACCCCAACAUCGACGAGAAGGGACAGGUGUGUCUGCCCGUCAUCAGCGCAGAGAACUGGAAGCCAGCCACCAAAACUGACCAAGUAAUUCAGUCCCUGAUUGCGUUGGUGAACGACCCCCAGCCAGAGCACCCCCUGAGAGCGGACCUAGCAGAAGAAUACUCAAAGGACCGUAAAAAAUUCUUUAAGAACGCAGAGGAGUUUACAAAGAAACACGGAGAAAAGAGACCAAUGGACUGAUCACCUGACCAGUGUGUAGCCCUCUCUCUCUUUCCCUUUCCCAGCCCUCCAACCAAAUGUCCGUCUUCCCCUCCCUUCUCUCUGUACCUUCCCCCAGUCUCUCCUCCCCAUCUACCCACACACCCUCUCCUCCAUUCUUCCCUCACACAUACUCGUCAUCCUAACAGCCCAGGAGCAGCCUCACCUCAGCACGUGGCUUCAGCCCCAGCCUCGCCCCAGCGCAUGGCUGCCGCCCCAGCCCCAGCCUCGCCCCAGCGCAUGGCUGCCGCCACAGCCUACCUUCAACGCAGGACCCUGGAUCCGACAGGUUUCUCCUCCUCCUGGUGAUAGCUCGAGGCCGUUACUAACUUUCUACUAUUUUCUUAAAUUAAAAAAAUUAAAAAGACAAGAAAAAAUAAAGGGUUAGAGAACUUCCAUGUUAAAGAACUACGGAGGGGGAAAAAAGUAGAAAAUGUAAAAAAUCCAAUGUUUUGCUGUUUGUUUAAAAAGAGGAAAAACAAGAAAUCAUUGCUUGAGUACCGUAUGCCUCUUGUGGUAGCACUAAUUUGUGGAAGGAGAUUCUGUCAGAGAAUGAAAAGUUGUUCUCAUUUUCUUUCUUUUCUUUUUUUCUGUUCUCUAGUCUCAUCUUGUUCUGUCACAAUGUUAGCUAGGCCCUGAAAGUGUGUGCUGAAAUGUUUUCCUUUUGACUUCUUCUCUGCUUCUGGAGUUGCACUGUAUUCUGUGGAACAAACCCUCUCCGUUGUCCAUCCCCUCAGUUUGGCGCAAGCCCACUGAGCAGACGGAAACAAAAUGGCGACCGAUUAAUAAGCCAAUAUUGUCAUCAAUUACAAGUGUAAUUGACUGGAGAGAAUUGUCUCUGUUUUAUACUCCCCACUGGUCCAAAACGCAUUUUUUACGAUUGGAAAACCGAAGAAUACUCAUAAUGUACUUCAGUUUCCAUUCUUUUCUGUUUAUGAGGAUGCCCCUCUUUGUAUUGGACAUAUUUUCUCCAUUUGCAUUCUGAGACUUCCUCCUGAAUUGCUUUUUAGUUAUAGGCAGAAGUUCCAUUCAGUAGAAAAAUCUCCCUCUGUGUUUUUAAGUUGGCUGUAUACCCCACCCACAGGUUAAACGCUUCCUGAGUUUUAGCUGUUCUCUCCUAUACACAUUCGAUGUCACCUGCCGUCUGCUCAAGACAAAGUGGGAAGUAAAAACAGUAGUUCUGACGACUCACAUUUUGUUUGCUGUAAGUCUACUAUCCAGUCUGAUGGCUGUAAGUCUACUAUCCAGUCUGAUGGCUGUAAGUCUACUAUCCAGUCUGAUGGCUGUAAGUCUACUAUCCAGUCUGAUGGCUGUAAGUCUACUAUCCAGUCUGAUGGCUGUAAGUCUACUAUCCAGUCUGAUGGCUGUAAGUCUACUAUCCAGUCUGAUGGCUGUAAGUCUACUAUCCAGUCCGCUCAUCAUCACACCCACCUGUUUUGUCAAACGUCACAUACACAUUUCAAAAUUGGAACCCCACCGCCUUUCACUCUACAUAGAUACAAUCUUGGCACCGUGAACCAAACCUCAUUUGUCAUCACGAGAGACUAUCACACACAUAUCUCAGUGGCUGGUAUAGCCAUUGGAACAGCCCCCCCCAAAAAAGGUCUUAGUGACGUUUCAGGCUUGAUUGGGGCAACGCCAGGGGAGUCUAAAGACUGAGGUUGAGUCCAAAAUGGCACCCUAUUCCCUACAUAGGGUUCUGGUCAUAAGUAGUGCGCUAUAUAGGGAAUAGGGUGCCAUUUUAUACAGAUUGAGUUACCUCACAGAGACGGUGGUCCUAUGUAACAGGCACCUUACACUGAGCUGGGAGAGGUCUGUCUGUCUGCCGGUAGGGUGUAAACAGGACAGGGACUGGAGCAGUUUAACAGCUGUGUGAUUCGGUCCAAUGUUUCAUAAUAAAGAAUGGCUAACCA
Coregonus clupeaformis (lake whitefish) is the source of this 2473-nucleotide messenger RNA. Its product is annotated as ubiquitin-conjugating enzyme E2 L3-like. The transcript has 4 exons. NCBI's taxonomy places the organism in Eukaryota, Metazoa, Chordata, Actinopteri, Salmoniformes, Salmonidae. The record is from RefSeq and is a predicted model, not a curated record. The coding region runs from base 78 to 542 and encodes 154 amino acids.